Messenger RNA from Entrophospora candida, 819 nucleotides. The record is from the annotation of a GenBank genome assembly. Lineage: Eukaryota; Fungi; Glomeromycota; Glomeromycetes; Entrophosporales; Entrophosporaceae.
AUGUCAGAAUUUCGACAACGUAACAUUCAAAAAUUAUAUGAAUCAAUAGACAAUAAUUUAAAUAAUAAUGAUUCAAAUAAUAUUAAUAACAGUAAUAACAAUGUUGAAAUUGAUGAUAACAACAGUAAUAGAAAAUCAUUGAUAUUCAAAAAUUUUGAUGAGAAGGAUGAAGAUAAAAAGAAAAAUAUAAUAUUAUUAUUUCUUUUUCUUUUAAUUUUUAGAAUAAUAAAUGCUUUAACUAUUAAAACAUAUUUUAAUCCUGAUGACAGUUUUGUUCAUCAACGUGGUGUUGUAGAUGUUAUGAAUUAUUUUAGAUAUGAAUUAAAAUAUCAACAUCAGCAACAAAUGUUAAUAGAAGGAGGAGGGUUGGAAGGAUCAGAGAUUGGGAAGAAUAGUAGUGAUGUUGUUGCUAUUGAAGAUAUUGGAUUCCUAAUGCCAUGUCAUUCAACACCAUAUUAUAGUAACUUAAAUUAUAAUGUAACUAUGUGGUUUAUAACUUGUGAGCCACCCAUAAAUAGCGAAUCAGCCCAAGAAAAUUAUUUAGAUGAAUCCGAUUUUUUUUACAAUAAUCCGGUUAAAUUCAUUUAUAAAUAUUUCAAACCAACACCAAAAAUUCUUCUUAGUAAUAAUAGUUAUUAUGAUGAUGGUGAUAGUUUUUCAGAUUUAUCAUCACCAUCGCCAUCGUUUUAUAAAGAAUGGCCAAGUCAUUUAGUAUGUGCAAGAUUUUUUAAUUCUCAUUUUCAUGAUGAUCAUAGAAGAAAAGGUGAUGUUAUUGUUUUUUGCAAAAGUAAAGCGAGUAAAGUAGAAGAAAACAUUUAA